UCAACGAGAUAAACUGAUAAAAGUGUGGAUUCCCUUUUACUAUUCAACUGCUUACGGGAUUGGAUCAAAUGUAUUUAAUACUGGUAAUAGCAGUAUUUAUAACUGGAAUGUUAGGGAAUGUGUUCAUUGGACUGGAAAACUGCUCUGACUGGGUCAAGAACCAAAAAAUCACCUUCAUCAACUUCAUACUGGUUUCUUUGGCAGCUUCUAGAAUCAGCUGCAUAUUGGUGCUAUUUGUUGAUGCAACUCUUGUAGACCUAGCUCCUCAUUCCUAUUAUUCUUACAGUCUAGCAAAAUGCUCUGAUAUAUUCUGGGUUAUAACUGAUCAACUGUCAACGUGUCUUGCCACCUGCCUCAGCAUUUUCUACUUACUCAAAAUAGCCCACUUUCCCCAUCCCCUUUUCCUCUGGUUGAAGUGGAGGCUGAGAGGAGUACUUGUUGCUUUUCUUGUAUUUUCUUUUCUCUUCUUGAUCUUCUAUUUUCUACUGGUUGAAACUCUUUCUGUUUGGGGAGAUAUUUAUGUGAUCCCUAAACGCAAUCUGACUUUAUCUUCAGAUACAAUUAAGACCACUGCCUUUCAAAAGAUAAUUGUUUUUGAUAUGAUGUAUUUAGUCCCAUUUCUUGUGUCCCUAGCAUCACUACUACUUUUAUUUUUGUCCUUUGUGAAGCACUCCAGAAACCUUGACCUGAUUUCUACCACCUCUGAAGACUCCAGAACCAAGAUCCACAAGAAGGCCAUGAAAAUGUUGGUGUCUUUCCUCAUUCUCUUUAUAAUUCACAUUUUUUGCAUGCAGGUGGCACGGUGGUUAGUAUUUUUGUUUCCAAUGAACAAGUCAAUUAAAUUUGUUUUGUUAACAUUAAACAUCUUUCCCUUAACUCACUCAGUUAUUCUCAUCCUGGGAAAUAGCAAGCUUCGACAGAGAGCCAUGAGAGUCCUGCAACAUCUUAAAAGCCAGCUUCAAGAGUUGAUCCUAUUCCUUCAUAGAUUCUCCAGUCUUCACUAGGGCAGCAGCUUAGCAGGGAG
Messenger RNA from Mastomys coucha (southern multimammate mouse), 1024 nucleotides. RefSeq names its product taste 2 receptor member 42 (gene Tas2r42). Gene Ontology annotation, biological process: G protein-coupled receptor signaling pathway; sensory perception of taste; detection of chemical stimulus involved in sensory perception of bitter taste. Gene Ontology annotation, cellular component: membrane. NCBI's taxonomy places the organism in Eukaryota, Metazoa, Chordata, Mammalia, Rodentia, Muridae. The coding region runs from base 69 to 1004 and encodes 311 amino acids. The record is from RefSeq and is a predicted model, not a curated record. The transcript has a single exon. Gene Ontology annotation, molecular function: G protein-coupled receptor activity.